This is a messenger RNA of Cyclopterus lumpus (lumpfish), 676 nucleotides long. It is a transcript of the gene smim22, whose product is annotated as small integral membrane protein 22. Bases 121 to 360 code for a protein of 79 amino acids. NCBI's taxonomy places the organism in Eukaryota, Metazoa, Chordata, Actinopteri, Perciformes, Cyclopteridae. Gene Ontology annotation, biological process: regulation of cell population proliferation. The record is from RefSeq and is a predicted model, not a curated record. The transcript has 4 exons.
GGGCUGCGCGCACCAACACGAGGUGCGGCAGCGGACCAGCAGGUGAGUCCGCUAGACCACCGGACCCGGAAGGAAAUAAACGAGCGACUCGACUUCGCGUUCAGUGACAUCAGUAGAGCGAUGGAGCACAGAGACCUGCAGCAGGAGCUGGAGGAUCAGUUCAGCCAUGUGGUUUCCAGACUGCAGUUCUUCCAGUCUGACUGGGACAUCGCCUCUUUUGCAGUCUUCUUCAUCUUCAUCGGUAUGAUUCUGCUGCUGGUCAUCCUGGUCCUCAUCCGCUGCUGCUGCUGCUCCUGCUGUGACGACGAGAAGCCUCGCAGACGGAAGGUUGGCAUAGAGAACAUGGCUCUGGAGCCCUGACUGUUGAGCUGCACUCCAGUGUCGUGAAGGUUGAUGACGCAGGAAGCACAGCCUUUAGUUUGACUUUAAUUGUACUGGUCACCAGUCAGCUGAUUUAGUCCACUUACACAGAGAAUGAAUCAUUGUUCACGAGUCCUUUGCUCCCCAGUUAUGGAAAUCUAACACACGUGAUCCUUUUUACUGCCAGUGCUGUGUGUUGCUAGGAUACCACAGAGGAGCUGGAAACUCUCCGUAGAUGUGAAUUUCACUUCCUCCUAUAUUGUUUGUAGAAGGUUUUACUUAGUAAUAAACAUAUUAAAGUAUAUUAAAAGCUUUA